This is a messenger RNA of Parathielavia appendiculata, 624 nucleotides long. RefSeq lists its product as uncharacterized. Lineage: Eukaryota; Fungi; Ascomycota; Sordariomycetes; Sordariales; Chaetomiaceae. The transcript has 2 exons. The record is from RefSeq and is a predicted model, not a curated record. The coding region runs from base 175 to 555 and encodes 126 amino acids.
GUCUAUAUAAGGGGCAUUGCAGCCAAAUGAGAAUCACUUUCUCUCUUACCAUCCGGCUUACCAACAUCCAUACAUCCAUACAUCCAAUAAUCUGCUUGGUACCAAGUCUUCCCAUUUAUGCUUUUUGGGUCGUCGGCCUCGAGCUUGAUAUUUCAGUUACUCUUUUAAACUACUAUGGCCGCUUCAAAAAAGACAAGCGUUCCUGUUGCUCUAUUUGGGAAGGACGAAAGGGUUUCGGAGGCAGUCAAAGAGAAACUACUCCCGGACUUCGAAGUCGUGCAUAUCUGCAACGAUGUUGGGAGCGCCGUCUCAGAAUUCCCGCCUCUGUUUAGGGGCAAGUCCAGAGUCCCAGAGGCCGUCUUUUUCGGGGGUAACUUUUCCGACGCCGAAUACCAGGCCAUCGUCAAGGCCGUAAUGAAGACGUGUGGCGAGAACGUCCCAAAGUUCAUAAAGUGUCAGAAGUUCGAUGUGCUCGCUGCGGGCUCGUUCGGCCCAAACCCGAAUGCUAUCGCGAAGGUCUUCCGCAAGAAGAUGGCGGCUGCCACUGCUGCCUAGUAAUGCGUUUUCACUAGGGAUAAGGACGGAGGAAAAAAGCCAACAGAGUCUAUUGUUACAUGGAUCGAG